UUACACACACACAGUUACUGCCACAGCCACACAGUCGGCGGAAAAAGCAAAAAUAAUACGCGAAAAGCAAUAGACAGAACAUCAUGAACGCCAAAGCUGACGUCAACCGACGCGUUUUGACCAUUCAAGCGAAGAAGAAGCGUCAUAAAAACAACAAGAAGCGGGGCAAGCAGAACGGUGUGGUAGCUGGGAAUCCGUCACAGGAACCGCAGCAACAGCAACAGCAGCAGAAUUCCCAGACUGAAAACUGUGCUACGGCAGCAGCACCAGAAAAUGCUAAUAAUAGCCCCAGUAAGCCCGAAGUGCAUCCGUCUGGCAGCGUUGGAAUCGCACCCGCCGCUGUCCCCACCUCCUUUAGUAAGGCCACAGCAACGGCCACAUCCACGUCAAGCGGCGGGUCGGGCAGCACCCCAGAGACCUCCAACCACUAUCAGCCGCCGUCGCAAUUGCAAUCGCAAAUGCAAUCACAGUCGAAGAGCAAUCACAAUCAGCAGCAACAGCAAAAGCAGCAGCAGCAGCAGCAGCCGCCGCGCAGCUCCUCGAACGAGUCGUACGAGUCGGAGCUGAACAGCGAGAACGAGGAGCAGGAGCUGAAGGAGGACUACUGCAAGGGUGGCUACCAUCCUGUCAACAUUGGUGACCUCUUUCAGGGUCGCUAUCAUGUCAUCCGGAAGUUGGGCUGGGGCCACUUCUCUACCGUCUGGCUGUGCUGGGAUCUGCAGGAGAAGCGCUACGUGGCCAUCAAGGUUGUAAAGUCGGCGCCGCAUUUUGCCGAGACGGCCAAGGAUGAGAUCAAGAUACUCAGAACGGUGCGCGAGACGGAUCCGUCCAAUCCGCGCCGCCAAAAGACCGUGCAGAUGCUGGAUGACUUCAAGAUUAGUGGGGUAAACGGGACCCACAUUUGCAUGGUGUUUGAAGUGCUGGGCGACAAUCUGCUGAAGCUCAUCCGCAAGUCCAAUUACCGCGGCAUACCACUGGCCAACGUAAAGGCCAUUACGCGCCAAAUACUGGAGGGCCUGGACUACUUGCACACCUGCUGCAAAAUCAUCCACACAGACAUCAAGCCUGAGAACGUGCUGCUAUGCGUGGACGAGCCGCAUGUGCGCUCCAUGGCCACUGAGGCCACCAAGCUGUACUGCAUGAACUCCAAGAUGUACCCGUCGCUGGUCAGUCGGGCGCCCAAGGAGUAUCGCGAGCCCCAGAUCACCGGCAAGAUGAGCAAGAACAAGAAAAAAAAGCUCAAGAAGAAGGCGAAGAAGCGCAUGGAGCUGUUCAAGAAGCAGCGGGACUAUCUCGAGCAGACCGGGCAGUCAGCUGCAGACGCAAAUGCUGCUGAGGUCCAGGCGGACUGUGUCGCGAACCACAAUGCAAAUUCGGUGCAGAAUGGCGAUGUUGCCAUCUCCGAUGGAGAGGAGGACUUAGACGUGGACGUAAAGCUGGAACAAGAUCCAGAAGAGAACGACGGUGAUGAUGAGGAUGUGGCUGUUGAGCAGCCUGUGGUGCCCAAGCAGGAGACGGAGCCGGAAGGGGAGGCCAUCAGCCACCAGGCACCGGGAGAUAAUACUGAGAAAGCCAAAAAGAAGAAGAAGCGAAAGAACAAGAACAAAUCCAACCAGUCUCAAUCUCAGCAGCCUCAGCAGCAAUUUGAGAACUCGACGAGCAGCGGCGACAAUAUCAAUGCCGGGAAGAGCGGCGUCCACACCAACGGCAGUAGCAGCAACAGCAACAGCAAUAGCAAUAGCACAGUUAAGGGACAAUCAAAUGGCGCGGCAGACGGCAAGAAGAUGCCGCUUCGACCUAAACAGGAGAAGCAGCAAGAGCAGCAAUCGUAUCAGCCGCUGAACAACAACAACUCCAGUUCGAAGCAGACUUCGAACAGUAAUUCGAAAAUCUCAAGCAACUCAAUGUCGAACUCCUCGUCGGCCACCAAUGAACCAUAUUCCGAUCCGGGAGUGCCGCCGGCGCCACCUCCGCCGCUGUCAAAGCACAGGCCGAAGCGAGAGCCGGCUCUGGAGGAGUGCAACGUGCAAGUGAAGAUUGCCGAUCUGGGCAAUGCCUGCUGGGUCGAUCGCCACUUCACGGAGGACAUUCAGACGCGGCAGUAUCGAUCACUUGAGGUGAUCCUGGGCUCGGGCUACGACACAUCGGCAGACAUCUGGAGCACUGCCUGCAUGGUCUUCGAGCUGGCCACGGGAGACUAUCUCUUUGAGCCACACUCCGGCGACACGUACUCCCGGGACGAGGAUCACUUGGCCCAUAUCAUAGAGCUGCUCGGCCCCAUACCCCGUCACAUCGUGUUCCGCGGCACCUAUGCCCAGCAGACGUUCAGCAGGAACGGGGAGCUCCGCAACAUAACGGGACUGAAGCCCUGGGGUCUGAUGGAUGUGCUGCUAGAGAAGUACGAGUGGCUGAACAGCGAGGCGGAAUCAUUCGCCUCCUUCCUUAAGCCCAUGCUAGAGUUCGAUCCGGCAAAGCGAGCCACCGCUGCGGAGUGUCUGCAGCAUCCCUGGCUUAGAUAAGAUACGAUGCCACCUGGUUGUUGGUUGCGUGCCACCCAGCCAGCAGCUGAUGGAGCAGGGGCCGUAGGACUAAGAGAGGCAGGAGCAACCUUUGUAGAGUCAUCGGCAUCUGUGGCCACAUUGGCCUCCAUUUCAUCAGUUGCGUCUACAUCGGCUGCAGAUAUGGCACCGCCCACACCUCAUCCACAUGCGGCUAAUUCAACAUCCACAGUCCGUACAGCGCCGGCCACACCCAUGCGACGACGCAUCAUCAACGACGACGCCGAGCGGGAUGUUUUAGAGAUGCUUGAUCUAAAUGUUUCCCAGAUGGAGGAGUCACAGCCAUAUCCGAAGUCCAAAUCUCAGCGCAUUUUCUGGCGUAAAGCGUUACGGCGCGUCUUCCAGCGCCGCAAGUGACAUCAGCGGCGGCGUCGACGACGGGACUUGCCCCGUUGGCAUCGUCCCGCCCGUCGCUGCCGGCGUCGCAACCUGGCCGAGCGUGUGCGUCGCAUCUGCGCCUGCUGCUCCUACGGCCAGAUUCUGCUGCGGGCCGCCCGCGUUGCCCUACUCAGCUGCAUCCGUUGGCGAACGCGCGGCAACAUACGCAACAGCAACUUCUAGCAAUCACUAAACACCACAGCCAAUCAGCAACCAGCGACCGACGGCCAGCAAACAGUAACCAGCAACCAACAACCAUCAACCAGGAACCACGGAAAGGCGCUAAUAUGCCUGAUCUACACCUGCUCCCACGUGAACCAAUUUGAAUUAUAUCGUUUAAUGUUAAUGAUGAGAUAUCCAUUCGGUUUAGUUUUUAGAUAUGCCAGGUCUUUAUUUAUUUCCUGUGUUUUACAUCGACAAUUAGACUAUUUUCGUUGGUACAUAAGAAAUUAAACACUGUAUUACUACCUAGACCUACACCCACCCUACCACUAAUCCUGUACAUAGGACAGCCGGCACUUUGCCUGGUCGGUGCUCAUGUCCGUGCCCUUACCCGUACCGUGACCCCAUAAUCGACCAUGCACCAUCCAACUUGUUGACAGAAACCCCCACAACAUGAAUCAUUUAAUCGCAAAGGCCCCAAACAACUAUACAAUAUAUAGAUAAAUGUCUAUUUGUUAGUGUACAUUUAGCCAAGAGGCGAAUCGGUAAAUGUAGCACACGAGUAAAUAGCGAGUUUAUAGCGAACAUAGUUAAUUGAACUAGAGUCCAUUGGUCUGCAAGGGCCGAAAAGGAGUUUUUUUAUUAGCAUAUGUCGAUGGAAAUGUACAUGGGAAAGCAUUCAUUAAUGAGCUGAAAAUAACAAUAAUACAAACGUAGCUAAUUGGUUUAUCCUCGGUUGAGAGACCGUCUGAACAAACUGAUAUCAAGCCACGAGUAGUAGAAGAAAAAGCAAACCAGAACUUCAAGAGCACUACCAACAAAAAAUUAGGUUACAACAGCCACAAGUGAAUCCAAUCUUACAUCUUAAGCGGAACUAAGUAGUAUGCAAAAGAAUAUCAAUGUAGCUGCCACUAACAAAAUAUUGUUCAACAUUUAAUAAUAGCGCAAGAAACACAA
Messenger RNA from Drosophila miranda, 4055 nucleotides. Its product is annotated as SRSF protein kinase 3. Gene Ontology annotation, biological process: protein phosphorylation; spliceosomal complex assembly; regulation of mRNA processing. The record is from RefSeq and is a predicted model, not a curated record. Gene Ontology annotation, molecular function: ATP binding; protein kinase activity. Bases 84 to 2519 code for a protein of 811 amino acids. The transcript has 3 exons. Lineage: Eukaryota; Metazoa; Arthropoda; Insecta; Diptera; Drosophilidae.